AUGGUGCGUGGGCGAAAUGCAGAUACGCCGUACGAGCGCGUGGACGACAACGAUAGCGGCCAGGACGAGGUCGAGCUCUCGCUCUUGGGCGACGGAGAUAAAGGUGAUCGCCAUGGCGACGAAGAGUCGCUGCUUGACGACGAGGACAGCACGGUAAAGAUGGUGCGCCAGAUCGUACCCGAGACCGACAUCCCGACGCUUCCCUCGCUCACCUUUCGGUCGCUGCUGCUGGGCUGUGCAUUUACCGUGCUUGGCGCUGGCAUGUCACAGCUCUUUUUCUACAAAUCGAACGCGCCGGUAUUCAGCAGCUACUUUGUGAUUCUCGUGACGCUGCCGAUGGCGCGUUGGAUGGCGAGGAAUCUCCCGGACAAGCGCGUAAGCAUCUUUGGGUGGUCCUUCCGCUUGAAUCCCGGACCGUUUACUGCCAAAGAGCACGUUCUGAUUGCUGUCACGGUCUCGUCAGGCGCGACAAGCGCGUACGCGUCCGACAUUAUCAACAUCCAGGAGCUCUUUUUUCGCCAGCACAUGUCGGCGAUUCCGGCACUCACCUUGCUCAUCACGACGCAGGUGAUUGGGUUUGGAUUCGCGGGACUCGUGUACAACCUUUUGGUGCGGCCGCCGUCGAUGGUGUACCCCAGCACGCUCGUUACAGUCUCGCUGUUUAAUACGCUACACGACACAGAGUCAUCGCUGACGCGCGUGCGAAUGCGCUUCUUUGUGAUGGUAUUCUUUGGCAUCCUCUUUUACCAGUUCCUGCCGACGACCUUUUUCCCGACAAUGAGCAGUGUUGCGGUGCUGUGCUACGUGAAUCGCAGCAGGGUGACGCAGAUUCUGAGCUCGGGCUACCGCGGAUUUGGCAUUGCCAACCUGAGCUUUGAUUGGAAUGUGGUCGGAAACAGCGGCCCUCUCUUCCAGCCGUGGUGGGCAGCGCUCAAUUUCUAUGGCGGUCUGAUCGGCAUGAUGUACGUUGUGAUGCCGCUGCUCUACUUUUCCAAUUUUUGGAACGCCAAGUCAUUCCCCGCAGUGUUGAGCUCGGGCCUGUUUACCACAAACUAUACCAAGUUUGACGUGGACGGCGUGCUGCAAAAAGACAAUACGCUCGAUAUCGCAGCAUGGAACGAGAACAAGCCGAUGCUUCUUACGCCCUUUUUCGCCCUCUCGUAUGGAAUUAGUUUUGCCGUCUUGACCAGCACGAUUAUGCAUGUGGUGCUGUGGCACGGCAAGGAUGUGAAGAAGGCCAUGUUUAAUCCAGUCUACUCGGACGUGCACAACCGACUCAUGCAGUCGUACCCCCUCGUGCCCCAGUCGUGGUACCUGUCGACGCUGGUGCUGUCGCUCGGUGCAGCAAUUGUGCUGGUCAUGACGACGCCCCUACAGUUUCCGGUGUGGGGCUUGCUGCUCUCCGUCGGCAUGUCGCUCUUUUUCCUGAUCCCGAUUGGCAUUCUCAAGGCAGUGAGCGAUACAGGCGUCGGCCUGAAUGUGAUUACCGAAUUUGUCGCUGGUUUCCUUAUUCCCGGAAAGCCAAUCGGAAACGUGUGCUGGAAGUGCUACGGCUACAUGAGCUGUGCACAGGCCCUAGACAUGAUUGGCGACCUGAAGCUCGCCCACUAUAUGAAAAUCAACCCCAAGCACAUGUUCCUUUCGCAGUUGAUUGGCACUGUGAUCGGUUGUGUUGUGAAUUACAUGGUCGUGUGCGUCGUGCUUGCCCCCGAGAAUGGGUACCGUGCCUUUUUGGACGGAAGUGUGCCCGACCCCAGCGGCCAGUGGGACGGACGCAAAGUCCACAUUUUCCGGUCGGCGUCGAUUAUCUGGGGCGCCGUUGGCCCCGAGCGCUUCUUUUCCGGUGAGUACCGCAAGUUGUACUGGGGAUUUGCGCUCGGUGUCGUGAUUCCGUUCAUCCCCUGGCUCCUGCACAAGCGCCUCGAGCGCAUGAAGAACAAGGUGCUGCGCGAGUCGAUCUUUAGCAAGACGGUCGUGCCAAUUAUUCUGCACGGUGCCAUCGCUCUUCCCGCCACGCCGACUAACAUCAUUAUUGGCGGCUUUGCCUGUGCGUUUUUGUCACAGAAAUGGGCACGCGAGCGGUAUCCCGACUGGUUCGCCAAGUUCAAUGCAACAUCGCCGACGUCGUCCCCGGCCCCUGUUGACCCCGGGGGUGGCGGCUCGUCCAUCUUUAGCUAUCCCUUUGUGACGCUUGCCGUGGUCGCCGUCGGUGUCUUUGUCCUAGUGGUCAUUGCGAUUGCCAUCCGCCUUUCGAUCUGGAACCGGCGCUCGCAGUCAGGGCAGUAUGCGCAAGGAGAUGGAAUGUACAUGCCGCCGAACCUCUUUUCCACGGUUCCUGCUGUGGAUCCGGUGCAGCCACCGACGCUACUGGAAAAGACGGUUGCGCCGCACGCAUUCGACGCGACGAAGCCAGUCACGUCGCAGGCGCCCGACUGGGCCGCCAUCCAGCCUGUAUCCGUGUGCUUCGACAAAGACUCUUCGGACAAAAUUCGCACGUCGCUCAACGCACCGCAAGACGCAAACGACCCGGCGAGUAACGAGCCACUGGUCGGCAGUGCGCAGGUUACCUGCUUGGUCUCCUUGCCUACGUCGCGCACUGUCUUCCCCGCACGCCUGCGCAAGCGCUCCGGAAAAGACCAAAAGUGUUCAGCUUUUAACCCGCUCUUCCAGGGGUCACAGGUCAGCUACGCAGGUGAUCUGACCGGCGAUCUCUCGCGCACUGGCUCGCUGAAGCGUGCGCCGAGUAUUGCGUCGCGCAUGUCCGCAAAAGAAACGAGCGACGCACGUCGCGAUGCGUACUUCCAGACGAUGGAACGCGAGGCGAGCGAGGGCGGCCUCGCGCCGCCCCGCCCCCCCUUGACUCGCAACGACUCUCAUAAUUCGGUCGGGCCGACAGAGCAGGCGCCUGUUGACGACGACGAGCAUGUCGGCAUCUUUGCAUUUGGUUCCGUUACUCUCCCCAUUCAAAAGUCGCGUACGACUGGAUUCUCGGAAAAGAACUCUUCGCUCACGAAAGCAGACCUCCUCGCGUUGAUGGAUCAGGCACACAAUGUACAUGCCCCUGUGAAGCCCGAGGAUGUGCAUACACACACAUAA
Molecule: messenger RNA, 3096 nt
Organism: Malassezia japonica
Lineage: Eukaryota; Fungi; Basidiomycota; Malasseziomycetes; Malasseziales; Malasseziaceae
Exons: 16
Coding region: 1-3096 (1031 amino acids)
Biological process (GO): transmembrane transport
Cellular component (GO): plasma membrane
Molecular function (GO): oligopeptide transmembrane transporter activity
Source: RefSeq, a predicted model, not a curated record